UAAUCUGUCCGAAGAUGACACUGCCAGAAUUUCUCAACCCAACGGCGGCCCAGGUGGCCGAACUGAGGCAGCUGUUCAAGGAGAAGCUAGAAAAGGAUGCAGCCAAAGUUCCAGUCGGUGGUUUCCACGAGCACGAUAUGCGGUGGGUUUUCGAAGGCGACGGUUGGCUGACAAAGUUCCUGGAGAACAAUGACCUCAACAUGAAGGACUCGCUGAAGCAGCUGUGGGAAACGAUGGAAUGGAGAAAAUCAUCGGGCAUCAAUGAAAUUCGCGAAGACAACAUACGCAUGGAAUACAUCCACGACGGUUUGAUGUAUCCCCGGGGACGUGACGUUGACGGCAAGACGGUGUUCAUCUUCAAAUCGAAACUGUACGUCCGGGGGACCCGCAACCUGGAUGACCUCAAAAAGUGCUUCCUGUACUGGAUCGAACGAAUCAUUCGUGAAGCGAACGAUGAUCUAGUGACGAUCGUGUUCGAUCUUACUGAUGCCGGCCUAAGCAACGUCGAUAUGGACUACACAAAGUACAUUAUAAACACGUUCAAAAACUACUAUCCCUGCUCUCUGAACUACAUUCUCAUCUACGAUCUUCCAUGGAUUUUAAACGCAACGUUUCAAAUCAUCAAAAAGCUUCUGCCUGCCAAAGCGGUCGACCGGUUACGGAACAUCAGCAAUAAAAAUAUACGCGAGUAUAUCGACGAUGACAACAUGCCACGGAGCUGGGGUGGCAGGGAUGAUUACGUGUUUGAGUUUAUUCCGGAACGGCGAAGAUCGAUGGAGUUACCGCUAAUGCAGAACGGUACGCAGAAUGGAAUCCUCUCGAAGAAGGUUCACUUCGCCAACCUUAGCCCACCAGAAUCGCCAAUGCUUGAAAAGGCAAACAGCAGUUUUCCGGAAAGCAGUGAAGGUGAAAUGUUACGGAUAAAGCCCCAAAACACCAUUACGUUCGCCAAAUCGGGCAACGAGCUAGUCGGCACGGUUGAAAUUACCAAUGUGGAUACGAAGGAUGUGUCGUACAAGGUAAAAACUACCGCACCGGACAAGUUCCGCGUGCGUCCCAGUACUGGAUUUUUGCCCCCAUCGGCAAGUGUUACGAUAAACGUAAUGUUACAGCAUGGUCAACAGAUACAUACAAUCAAUAGGGAAAAGUUUUUGGUUAUGUGCAUUGGGCUGACGGAUGAAAAUGCUACCAGCCCGCAGGAACUGACCGAGCUUUGGAAGAAUAUUUCCGCCAAGGAUGCAUCGGUAGAGCUGCACCGUUUGAAAUGCGCACUGCCCGUAAACUUCGACGAAAGUGGGCUCGAAUCGAUGUUUGGAAGCACCGUUGGCAAGAUGUCUGCCACCGGUUCUGAUCAGUACGGUGCGAUGGGUGGAAUGUACGACCGAAGUGGUGGGAUGAUGAAUAUGAGCGGAGAUAAGCAGAUUAAUAUGCUACAGCAAACCAUUACCAAUCUGAGGGAUACGACGUAUCGACUCGAGAUGCAGGUCAAACGGAACCAUCGCUUUCAGUGGAUCACCUUUGUGUUUUUCAUUUUGCUCGCUGUAGUCAUCGUGUACAUACUGAAGGUAGAGAUAAAAAGCAAUGCGUCCGAGUUUUGCAGCGGUUCAGAAAGACGUCAUUGAAUGGAGCCAUUUAC
Messenger RNA from Anopheles maculipalpis, 1636 nucleotides. Its product is annotated as motile sperm domain-containing protein 2-like. Bases 15 to 1622 code for a protein of 535 amino acids. The record is from RefSeq and is a predicted model, not a curated record. The transcript is spliced from 10 exons. Lineage: Eukaryota; Metazoa; Arthropoda; Insecta; Diptera; Culicidae.